Molecule: messenger RNA, 2613 nt
Organism: Triplophysa dalaica
Lineage: Eukaryota; Metazoa; Chordata; Actinopteri; Cypriniformes; Nemacheilidae
Gene: ints13
Product: integrator complex subunit 13
Exons: 19
Coding region: 260-2524 (754 amino acids)
Biological process (GO): regulation of mitotic cell cycle; centrosome localization
Cellular component (GO): integrator complex
Source: RefSeq, a predicted model, not a curated record
UUGACCAACGGACCUGAGCAACGACGUAUUUUGUCCCCUUUGCUUUGCUUUUCUGUCUGGCUGGAUUAGCACAUCUGUCCCGUUAUUUUAUAUUUUAUCCCUGUAUUACCCUUUACAUUUCUGUUAUUUACUAACCGAAACCACAUAGACGGUUUUUUUAUGUAAGUCUCUUUGGUGCGUGCGCGCGAAGAAACGAUGGAAAACUAGCGGGUGAUGCUAGCAUGCUAAAGCUACCUUUUCUAUAACACACAGGACAAAGAUGAGGACGUUCUCAGUUUCACACAAGACGGCCUUUGUGGUGGAUCACUGUCCAUACAUGGCAGAGUCCUGCCGGCAACUGAUCGAGUGUGACAUGCUGACCAAAAGCCGUGCACAGGGUGUGAUUCCUCUGGCUCCUGUCUCCAAGUCUCUCUGGACAUGUGCCAUUGAAUGCUCUAUGGAGUACUGCCGCAUACUAUUUGACAUUUACCCCAUCAAGAAACUGGUGAACUACAUUGUGAGUGAUUCCGAAGUUCAUAUCCUCAACAACUGGAAGCAGGAACACCAGAACACACAUGAGCUCAUGGCUGCUUUGGCAACUGUUGGUCCUCCCAACCCUCACCAGGAUCCUGAAUGCUGUAGUGUCCUGCAUGGGUUGGUUGCAGCUGUGGAAUCAUUGUGUAAGAUCACAGAAUAUCAGCAUGAAGCUCGUACUUCUUUAAUGGAUGUGGCUGACAGAGUAGCCAAUAGGGGGCGUAUCAUCUGUCUCACUAAUGCCAAAAGUGACACCCAUGUCAGAAUGCUAGAGGACUGUGUGUUGGAAACCAUUCAGGAGCAAAACAAACUGGCAGCAGGAUCUGAUCGACUGAUGCCUAUUCAGCAGUGUGAGCUUGUGCUGGUUCACAUCUUCCCCCAAGGUGAUGACACGCUGGUUUCGGACCGUCCAAAGAAAGAGCUGUCAUCAGUAUUGACCAGUGAAGUUCACAGCGUGCGUGCUGGAAGGUAUCUAGCUUCUAAACUAAAUGUGCUAGUUCAGCAGCACUUUGAUUUGGCCUCCACUACCAUCACCAACAUCCCCAUGAAGGAGGAGCAGCAUGCAAACACUUCAGCGAAUUACGACGUUGAGCUGCUGCACCAUCGGGAUGCUCAUAUUGAAUUUAUUAAGAGUGGUGAUUUGCACAUGGCGGGCAGCACCAGCAGAGACAGCGGUCUGAAAGAAACAGUCACGCUUAAAUGGUGCACUCCACGCACCAACAGUGUAGAGUUGCAUUACUGCACAGGGGCCUAUCGCAUUUCUCCUGUGGAUGUCAAUAGCCGGCCAUCUUCCUGUCUAACUAACUUCCUGUUGAAUGGUCGCUCCGUGCUGCUAGAGCAGCCGCGCAAGUCGGGGUCAAAGGUCAUCAGUCACAUGUUGAGCAGCCACGGAGGCGAGAUUUUUUUGCAUGUUUUGAACAGCACGCGCUCCACAUUAGAGGACCCACCCUCCAUCAGCGAAGGCUGUGGGGGGCGAGUGACUGACUACCGCAUUACUGAUUUUGGUGAAUUCAUGCGUGAGAAUCGCCUAACUCCAUUCCCAGAUGAAACUGUCGAUACGUUGGGCAGAACUCCAAUUGAAAGGGCCAAAUUCCAGCUAGAAAGACACACAAGAUACUGGCCAAUGAUCAUUUCCCAGACCACCAUCUUCAAUAUGCAGGCGGUGGUGCCAUUAGCAAACCUCAUAGUGAAGGACACUCUAACAGAUGAGGAUGUGCUGACCUGUCAGAAGACAGUCUAUAAUCUUGUUGAUAUGGAAAGGAAAAGUGACCCCCUGCCCAUCUCGACUGUGGGCUCCAGAGGAAAAGGUCCCAAACGCGAUGAGCAGUAUCGGAUCAUGUGGAACGAGCUGGAGACGCUGGUAAAGACUCACGUGGGCAACAGCGAGCGUCACCAGCGUGUUUUGGAGUGCAUUACUGCCUGUCGAAGCAAACCUCCUGAAGAGGAAGAGAGGAAGAAAAGAGGGAGGAAGAGGGAGGACAAGGAGGAAAAAGAAAAGAAUGGCAAGGACUCGGAGGAGAAGAGCUGGAUAGCUGAGUCCGAGAGACUCAAGGGAGUAAUGGAGCGUGAGAAGGAUGAACAGGCUGAAUGUGAGAUCAUCAAAGAUUCACCAGACUCUCCUGAGCCCCUGAACAAGAAACCGCGUUUGGCCACAGAGGAGCCACAGCCUCCAGAGAAAUCUAAAGACGAUGCGCUGCACUCCAUCCACCCAUACCUUCAGCUCCAUGCCUCUCAUCUGGAUGAUGUCAUUCUUCACCUCUGCAGGCACCAGUUACCAGGUCUCUCGUCUGCAUUCUGCUCUUAUCGCCGCCUGGACCAUCAGGUUCUGAUCUGGCAACCUCCUGUGGGUCACGAAGUCACACCAAGAAGAGACCUUCGGCUGGCCUGCCUGGGGACAUGGGCUCCUCCCAUUGUGCAAGUGUUCUCUGCGGUUAUUACACAACAUAACACUGAAAUGAAGUCCACUUAUCCACCCUCCACAAACUUGAGUACUGUGGGCAAUGAUGAGUAAAGUGUAGUUCCAGCAUUUCACCACCGGAGGGCAGUGUACGAUCGAAAGGAGCGAGUAUUGCACACAUCAUUUAUUUCACAAAUAAACUU